This is a messenger RNA of Prunus avium (sweet cherry), 1343 nucleotides long. RefSeq lists its product as uncharacterized. Gene Ontology annotation, biological process: meiotic sister chromatid segregation; maintenance of meiotic sister chromatid cohesion. The record is from RefSeq and is a predicted model, not a curated record. Gene Ontology annotation, cellular component: nucleus; chromosome, centromeric region. NCBI's taxonomy places the organism in Eukaryota, Viridiplantae, Streptophyta, Magnoliopsida, Rosales, Rosaceae.
AACCUUACUCCGAACAUACAUACUUUGCCACUUUGCUUUGCUUUCCUCUUUGUUUUCCCUUCCUUUCUUCUCUCUCUCUGUUUGCUCAGAAGAACCCAACCUUUUUGCUUCACAGCGACAAAAGAAAUAAAAUUAGGGUUUUAUUCGAUCUUUACUCUUCAGCCAUUUGAUUAGUUUCCCUCCCAGAUUUCAAAAAGUACAGCCAUUUGUGCUUUUAAAAAAACUCUGCUUUGCGGUCUUUUAAUCCUCUGCAAUUCACUUGCUUGUUUGUUUAAUUUCCCAAUUCCCAUCUGGGUUCUCCUCAAUUGAAGUGCGUUGUCUCCCAGAAAUCUCUGUUCUUCAUGUUUGGGCCACAUUUCUUGAAAACCCAAUUGUGAUUGUUGAAGUUAAAUUAGGGUUUCGAACGUAAGAAGUGAGAGAAUGGCCAAGAGAUCUUCUUUGGGUGGCAUGAUGCGGAAGAAGCUAACCGACAUCACUAAUUUGCAGACUGCGAAAGCUAUUAGCCAAGAUGAAAAGCCCCCAGAAGAUUGUCCUACUGAUAAGGACUACAUUGACCAGCUCAUGAGGGAAAGAAUGACUUUGAUGAGACUUGUCGCGGAAAGGAAUAAAAUCGUUGAAUUAAGUGGAGCUGAGUUGCAGAAACUGCGGAUUAGUCUUCAGAAAUUGCAGCAACAAAAUUUGAAUCUUGCUCAAUCAAACAGCCGGAUGUUAGCGGAGCUUAAUUUAGGAAGAGAAAAGGUAAAAACACUACAGCAUGAACUUCUUUGCAAGGAUGCCUUACUUAAAGCGAAGAAUUUAGAAAUAGAGGGAAAAGCAGAGAAAUGUCAAAAUACUGUGUCUCAGGUAUCUAAGCUCAAGGAAGUAGAUGAGGCAGCUUUGCAUAAAGCUGAUAAUGAUGGUGAACCAUGUAAUGACAACAAAAGACGCGUCACAAGAAGUCGAUCAAUGGGGCCGUCUACUGCAUGCCCAAAGGUUGAGAAUAAAGAGAAGGUUGAAAAUAAAAGGCGGUGUUUGAGGAGGCAAUCUGCUAGGUUUAGGUCCCAGACAGAGAACUUAUUUGAGAUAGAGGAUGUCAAAUUUCCAGUCAGUCGCACACCAGACAAUCCAAUGCAUAAUAGUGGUCCCACUCCAUUGAUUUCAUCUACCAGUAAAGAAGAGAAAGAAAACUGUGCCCCAAGGAGAUCUUCAGUUGGAAGACCACCGCGCAAAGCAGCUGAGAAGGUUCAUUCCUACAAAGAAGUUCCUCUCAAUGUAAAAUUGCGUAGAGCAGAGUGAGCAGAAGAGCAGCAUCUGAAUUUUGAGAAUACCAGUGAGUUGAAAAGAGCUUGUAUAAUUCAAAAAAA